Caenorhabditis elegans is the source of this 1566-nucleotide messenger RNA. NCBI's taxonomy places the organism in Eukaryota, Metazoa, Nematoda, Chromadorea, Rhabditida, Rhabditidae. The record is from the annotation of a RefSeq genome assembly.
AUGAUCAAAAUGAAACUGAUGACAAAAAUCAACUCGUUUUUAAUUUUAUUACUUUUAAUUUUUGUUUUCUGUAACGCAGUUGGAUUUGAGGAUUUACAGCGAGUAUUUGACAAUGAAAGUUGUGAAAAUAACUGCAAGUUUAACUACACACAUGUAAACUCCAAAUCUAUAAAAUUUUUCCCGAAAUGUUAUCAUGUUUGUGCAAUUAUAUUCAUAGAUAAUAGUACCGAUUUGUCUUUUGCUCAAUUGCAAGAAGGCUUCAAAGAAAUGCGAUUUUUGAAGGGUGGUGUAAGAAUUGAGAAUACUCAUUUCAAGAAUCUAUCGUUUUUCACAACCGACGACGAAACUGGCCCACUUAGCAUAUUUUGUCAUUAUUAUGGUUUGUAUAUAGAAAACAACACCGAAUUAACGGAUCCUAGUAUGCUAUACAGAUUUUUUAUGCACCGCCUAGCUGGUCAUAAUGAGGCCACUUAUCAUAUCAGAAAUAAUCUGAAACUAAAAGUUGACUGUACUGCUCGUUGGCUGAAUUUGUAUAUGGAUGUGAAAGUGUCUGGAAAUUCGCAAAAUUGUGGAGGAUGUCAUGGUGAUGAAAUCAAUUCUAACACUAUCAGUCAGUAUAAAAAUUGCACAACUUUGAAUAGUGGUCUGAAACUUUCAAAUAUCACUAAAGAUUUCAAUAUACCGGCUCUUUCAAAUAUCAACGCUAUUCGCGGAGAAAUUCAUAUUUUUGACACUGACUUUCAUAAAUUAUCAUUUCUACCAAAAUUGGCAACUUUGGAGAUCAGUAAUCGAGGAGAAACUAAGAAUAUAAUAAUAGAUAUUCAUGAUAACCCAAAUAUGACACGGUUUGGAUUACUAACUGAAAACAUGUGGGAUGUUGACAAUGCUUGGGGCCUCUGGGGCGGUGGAAUCAAAAUUGUGAACUUUGAAAAUCUACAUCCCGAUUUUUGUUUCACCCUCGAGGAAUUGAACUUCUUUCUGAAAUUUGACAUUUCUUCCAAGAAUUUGAAUGCGAAAAUUUGUGACGAUGCUGGGACAAUAUUUGAUACGGAUUAUUCUAUAGAUAUUGUUAAUUGAAACUUGGUAAUUGAGUCUGGAGAUGAAGAGCAUGUAUCGAAAUUGGACGGUGUUUCACAUAUUUUUGGAGCGCUGAUAAUUCGAAAUACUAAACUGAAACACUUGAAUUUUCUAAAAAAUCUACAAUAUAUUGCUGCAAUUAGUGAAGAGAUACCAGUGAUUCAAAUAAUUUCUAACCCAAAUUUAAAAAAAGCAAAUCUUCCGGAAGUUUCAAACAUUUUAGCCAGGGGUAAACGGAUAGGAAUAGUUCAAGACAAUCACCCAGAUAUUUUCAAAGCUAAGAACUGUAACAUGUUUGUUUCUAUUUCUAAGACCAUGUUCCAAGAGUAUAGAGUUAACUUAACUUAUAAUGGUAGUCAAUGUGGCGACAGAGUUGACAUUAAUAUCUCGGCGAGAACUGGAAAUUCGAUAGCUUUUAUAUUCAUCAUUAUUCAAAUGAUUUUGAUAUGCAAUUUUGAUGUAAAUUUGAAACUUUUUUCUCGUUUUUGA